Molecule: messenger RNA, 729 nt
Organism: Haemonchus placei
Lineage: Eukaryota; Metazoa; Nematoda; Chromadorea; Rhabditida; Trichostrongylidae
Source: the annotation of a GenBank genome assembly
AUGGAGAGCGAACAUGGACAUGAAAUGACAGUGGGGCGAAGACGCACAUUGUAUGCUCGUUGCGAAAAUGGAAUGUGGACAGCACGGGACGCAUGGAACGAGGAUUUCGUAUUCAACAGUCUCAGUUGUCUUCCUGAAAGGGACCAUGAUUUGGAGCUCGUUGAUGCAGCAUGGCGAAGGGGCAAAGGAUAUGUGCAACACGAAAAACCGGAUAAAUAUCUGUACAAAGAACCAUAUGGAUUUGAUAAUAGGUUAGCACGAAGGAAUCCUUGCAACUACAGUGUUGACAUGGGAGACAAAAUUUGUGGUCGAGAUGCAGCUAUUAGAUAUCAUUUCGACGCGGAAACAAUGACUUGUUUACCAUUCAAAUACACAGGAUGUGGUGGAAACCCGAACAAUUUCUAUACCGAGUCAGACUGCAGACACAGGUGUACAUACAUGGACCAUAUCAAAUGCCCAGCAAAUUCGCCUCCAGUCCGCAGACCCGAUGGUACUGCUAGUUGCUUUAAGAGAAACAAUGAGUGUCCAAAAGGUUCGAGCUGCCAAAUCGGAUGGAAAACAGGCAUAUGUUGCGAUAACAACGUUUUAGAAAAGUAUAACGAGAAUAUUCAUCCAGACUGCGGUGACAGAAAAGUCUUUAUCCUACUUGGGAAAUCUUGCCAGCAUCAGUUCUGCCCGAAGGGAGCCGAAUGUCGUCGUGGAGCAUUCUACGCCUACUGCUGUCAGUAG